Messenger RNA from Acanthochromis polyacanthus (spiny chromis), 2414 nucleotides. RefSeq lists its product as uncharacterized. The coding region runs from base 883 to 1902 and encodes 339 amino acids. The transcript is spliced from 10 exons. Lineage: Eukaryota; Metazoa; Chordata; Actinopteri; Pomacentridae. The record is from RefSeq and is a predicted model, not a curated record.
UGUUCCAGAAGGUUUGUCCUGGUGAGAAGGACUGUGUGUUUAGUUUAGAGAGAAGACAUGAAGAGGAGAAGAACUUGGGCCAGACCCCUACGUGGUGAUGAUGAUGAUGAUGAAGAGGAGGAAGAAGAAAGUACUUCUGACAGAAGAGAUAGUUUAAGGAAACGAACGAAAGUCAAUUACUGCACUGCUGUUGAUGGAGAGGAUGAGGAAGAGAGGGAAGACGAAUAUAAGGAGGAGGAAGAUGAGGAUGAGGAUGAGGAGGAAGAUGAACACAGCCAGAAGACACUAGAAAACAACCCUUUACUUGUAACCUGUGGAACCAAAAAGGGAAUGAUGGAUGCAGAAAAACUGCACAGAGGUGAACCAUGCAUUGAGUAUGAGGGCGACUUCUUCACUCCACCUGAAUUUGAGGACAUUGCGGGGAAAAGCAGAGCAAAGAAAUGGAAAACAAGUAUUCUCUGUAAGAGGAAACCUCUGCAGUAUUAUUUUGAUAAAGAGCUGCUGACCACGGUGGGAUACCACAGGAGAAGGAGGGAAUCAGCGAAGCAAACCACAGCAUCAGGUCGUGAGUCUCCGUUCAGUGACGAGGAAUCAAUUGCGAGCAAAAAUGGCAGGUUUCAAAACAUUCCAAUGAGCUUCAUUCACGAGUGGAAACAAAACCCACAGGGAGCAGGCAGCGGUUAACCAGAGUACAGAAUCACAGACAACAAAUAGAAGAAAGAAAAUGAAACAAUACAAAAGGUUCAAGAAAUAAAAGUAAAUAAAUGCACAUAGCAGAAGAGAGCUCAGCCAGAAAAUAAACCCUCUGAAGGUUUCUUUAACCAUAACUUAAACCAGAAUACGUUUUAAAACAGAGCAGUAGUAACUGAGAAGACGUUAAAGAUGAAAACUUUGCUUCCAGACGGUGAGAACAUGGUGAUGCUGAUAGAAGAUAGCGAGGAUGAAGCUGAAAAUGACGGAAAGGCCAGAGACUCAGCUGAGAGUAAAGAAGAGCAAGAUGAAGUGAAAACUGGAGAAAUGAAAGACGAGGAGGUGACUGAAGUUGCUGAUAUCCAUGUAGACAACGUUGCUACUGACGAAGUAAUACAAUCGAUUGCAGCAGAAUUUCAUAAACAAAUAGCACAGAAGAAACAACUAAAGGUAGCCCUCAAGAGGAUUCAGCUGGUAGUCAGCCCAGCAGAAGAGUCGCACUCCUGUACUCCACCUCAGACCAGAAGUGAUGGUCAGACCAGCCCCAUGGAGCUUCCAGAAGAAGAGUGUUUGUGUGAGGAUGAGGAUGCUCACAGUGAUAAGGAGGAUGAACACAACAGUCCAGCAGCAGCCGCCGACUCUCCAGCUGCUCCUGCUGAUUCUUCACAGAUAUCAGAUCCUCUCCUCACUGCAGAUGUUCCAGGCCCUUCAGCAUCACCUCUGAUUGUGCAGAAUGAGGAUCCAGGAGAGACGGAUGUCCCCAGCUCUGGCCUCGAUACAGCACAGUCCCAAGGGAUAAAACAAGAGACGAGCAGUCCCCAAAAACCCGAAGCCUCAGACUACAGUCCAGUGAAACCAUCCCUUCAUACCGGACCCUACAUUCUGGAGACCUCCACCAUUAAGACCUCAGACUACAUUCAGGAGGAACCAUCCCUUCAUACUGGACCCUACAUUCUGGAGACCUCCACCAUUAAGACCUCAGAUGAUGUUCAGGAGGCCCCAACCAUUAAGACCUGUCAGGAGGAACCAUCCCUUAAUGCUGGACCCUACAUUCAGGAGGAACCAGCCAAUCAUCUACCAUCAGGACCUUCUUUUGAUGAAGACACAAUAGACGUUGAUCAACUGAAGAGAGAAAAACUAAAAAUGCAGUUAAAAGUUUUAAAAUUACAAGAGGAAUAUUACACAUUGAAAAUUAUGAAAUUAAAAGAAUGAAAACGAGUGACAAGAGAUUAAGUUCAAGUUCAAGGAAUCUUUAUUGUCCCCGUGGGGGUGAAAGUUGACAAAGAAUGAGAAAAGGCUGCAUGACAAACUCAGUGACAAUGAUGUGGAAUGAUGACUGGUGUUAUAGGUUUACAAAAAGACAUGAAAGUAUGACUAUUAAAUGUGGUUUACAGGUACAUCUAAGCCUCCUUCAUUAUUUAUGUUUUAUCGUAGAACAGUUCCGUGAAGCAACAGUGGUCUGUAAAUUCUAGCCUUGAAGUUUUAAGGAAACAGAUCUAUUUAAUUAUUCAUUAAUGAAAUACCAAAGGUAUUAUUUCUUCCCCAAAAAGAAAUGCUUUUUGAGGCCCUAAACAUUGCUAAAAACUUGAAAAUCAGAACUGGUGAAAAUUUUGAUAUUUUAGAGGAAUUUCACGUUUGUGGCAAAAUAGUUGAACAGCGCCCCCUGCAGUAUUAGGAACACCGGGCCCUGCAGCACGUUGCACAUAGACCUAUGAUAUUUGUGU